Messenger RNA from Caenorhabditis remanei, 525 nucleotides. RefSeq lists its product as uncharacterized. NCBI's taxonomy places the organism in Eukaryota, Metazoa, Nematoda, Chromadorea, Rhabditida, Rhabditidae. The record is from RefSeq and is a predicted model, not a curated record. The transcript is spliced from 3 exons. Bases 1 to 525 code for a protein of 174 amino acids.
AUGAAAUUGUUGCUCCUUACCCUGAUAUUCCUUCCGGUCGCUUUAUCCUCUGGAUGUACUACCACUGAUCAAAUAAGAUUUCUGCAAUGCAAAGGGACUAUCGUAAAAAUCCAAGAUUUGUUGAAGCUCUAUGCUCCGUAUACGGACGCCUCGAUUCCUCCAACAGUGUUCAAGCAGAUCUCAAAGUUGUGCAAACGAACUUUGACUUGUGUCGAACAGAUCGAAUGCGUUGAAGCCAAAAAAGGAGUGUCCAUGAUGGAUUAUGCAUGCGAGGGCAUUGAAAUGAGCUCAGGACCCUUUGGUGAUUGUAUGGUGAAACUUCAAUCAAAUCUACCUGAUCCGAAGAAAUAUCCGUGCUCAGAACUUUUUGAAAAAGAUUCGCUUGAUACCAUCUCGAAGGGCUGCAAAAUGUUCACAGAAGAUGUGGAAUGUGUGAAGAAUGUGGCAAAAGACUAUUGUGGUGCUCCCGCUGCUGACGCGUUUAAGAAAGGAAUCCCGUUUAUGAAGAACUUGAUGAAAUGUUAA